AUGUCAUCUGCUACUACAUCUUCAUUUUCAACUUCAUCUAAUGCCAAUGGUGAAAAAACCAUUAACAAAAAGGGCAAUGUUGCAACCUUCCAAUCUAAUCCAUCUACCUAUCAAACUAAUUUAACUGCAAUUGAUACUUAUGGUAACACUUUCAAAGUUCCUGAUUACACUAUUAAAGACAUCUUGUCAGCUAUUCCUUCUCACUGUUAUGAACGUAGAUUGUUGGAAUCCUUAUACUAUGUUUUCAGAGACAUUUUCUGUAUGGUUGUUUUAGGAUUUAUCGCUAACAACUAUAUCCAAUUUUUACCAAACCAAUAUUUGAGAUUUGCUGCCUGGGCAGGUUAUAUCUGGUGUCAAGGUUUGUUUGGUACUGGUAUCUGGGUCUUGGCUCAUGAAUGUGGUCAUCAAGCUUUUAGUGAUUACGGAUGGGUUAACGAUUUGGUUGGCUGGAUCUUGCACUCCUACUUGUUGGUUCCAUACUUUUCUUGGAAAUAUUCUCACGGUAAGCAUCACAAGGCUACUGGUCAUCUUACCAGAGAUAUGGUUUUUGUUCCAAAGACUAAAGAACAAUUUUUGGCCAACAGAGGUGCCGAAGAUUUAGAUGACUUGUUGGGAGAUGCUCCAUUAUAUUCCUUGGGAACUUUGAUUUUCCAACAAACUUUUGGUUGGAUUUCUUACUUGGUUAGCAAUGUCAGUGGUCAAAAAUACCCAGGUCAAGGUUUGUUCUCCGUUAAUCAUUUCAACCCAAACUCUCCAAUCUUUGAAAAGAGAGAUUACUGGUUCAUCUUGUUGUCUGAUUUGGGUAUUCUUAUUCAAUUCACUGUCUUGUACACCUGGUACCAAAACUUUGGUUUGUUUAACUUUAUGGUUAACUACUUUCUUCCAUACCUUUUGGUUAACCACUGGUUAGUUUUCAUCACUUAUUUACAACAUUCUGAUCCACAAAUGCCACAUUACGAAGCUAGUCAAUGGACUUUUGCUCGUGGUGCUGCUGCUACUAUUGAUAGAGAAUUUGGAUUUGUUGGUAAACACAUUUUCCAUGAUAUCAUUGAAACUCACGUUUUACAUCAUUAUGUUUCAAGAAUUCCAUUCUACAAUGCUAGAGAAGCUAGUGAAUGUAUCAAGAAAGUCAUGGGUGAACACUACCAACAUUCUGAUGAAAAUAUGUGGGUUUCUUUAUGGAAAUCUGCUAGAUGGUGUCAAUUUGUUGAUGGUGACAAUGGUGUCAUGAUGUACAGAAAUAUCAAUGGUUUCGGUGUUGAUCCAAAAAAGAAAACCCAUUAA
This is a messenger RNA of Candida tropicalis MYA-3404, 1284 nucleotides long. It is a transcript of the gene FAD2, whose product is annotated as Fad2p. The record is from RefSeq and is a predicted model, not a curated record. Gene Ontology annotation, biological process: lipid metabolic process. Lineage: Eukaryota; Fungi; Ascomycota; Pichiomycetes; Serinales; Debaryomycetaceae. Gene Ontology annotation, molecular function: oxidoreductase activity. Bases 1 to 1284 code for a protein of 427 amino acids. The transcript has a single exon.